UCCUCUUUCACUAUAAUUAUUAUUUAAGAUAGCAGUCUAAUGUUAGAAUCACCAAUUCCUAAACUAGAUAACCCUUCAUUUAUAUCCAAAUCUAGAACACUAAAAGAUCAUCAAAACGAAGAAAAUAUAAAUGGUGUAACAGGUAUGGGAUAAAUACACACAUAUAAAAUGCAUAAAAUGAAUAAUUCAUUAAAUAAACAAGGGCAAGAUUUUAUAUCGAAUAAUACAUCCUCCACAGAGCCGACAAAUUGGAUUAAACAAACAAACAAUUCUAAUAUAUCAAAAAGACCUAGUAUUCAACACAGCAGAAUAAACAAUUCAGUUGAAUUAGAUAAUACAUCUUCAGAGGGCAGGCCUAGUAUUUAUUUAUUUAUUUUCGUUAAUCCAGUUUCAGGUGAUAAAAAGGGCGCUGAUCUUGUUGCUUUACCGAUUCAACAUUUUCGUCUUCGUCGUUUCCCUCAAGUACAAGUAGAGAUUCAUGAUAUUCUAAACGAUGAGGAUCGUAAUAAUGGCAUCAAAAAUAUUCAAUUAGUUGAAUGUAAAUUAAAAUUUAAUCAAAUACCACCUAUUGAGCAAAAUGAGGUGGAUAUAAAUAAUGACGAAAAUCCAACUUUAUCGAAAGGUGUUCAAACAAGACAAAUUCAUGUUUGGAGUGCUGGCGGUGAUGGUACUGUCAUGAGUGUCUUUGAAUUAUUAGUAGCUCAUAAAAUUGAUCUUGGUCUUGUAUUUUUCUCUUGUAUUCCUUUUGGAACUGGUAAUGAUUUUAGUCAAGUCCUUGGUUGGGGACGUACAAUUCCAGAUAAGAAUAUUCUUGGUUCUAAAUUACAAAAUUUGGAAGAACUUAUUUGUGAUCGUCUUGAGAAAUCAGAAGUGGCUCGUUUAGAUGUAUGGGAAAUUAAAUUGACUUCUUAUCCCUCGGGUUAUGUGCGUGAGGCAGGCCCUAAAGAAAGGAAUGAUGGUCAUGAUGUUGCAGAAGUGAAAAAUGGCCAUUUAAAGCAUGAAGAUGAAUUACCUUUAGAAAAAGAAGAAACUGUCUUGGUUCGAAAGAUGUCUAAUUAUAUGUCAAUUGGUGUCCAAGGCUUUGUAGGUAGUGGGUUUGAAGCACAUCGUGCUGGUAAUCGUUUUGCUAAUAAACUAGUGUAUGCUCAUGAAAGUUCUAAAUGGGUAUUUUGGAGACGAUUUCCUCAUCUUAGUCAUUAUAUCCAAAAUAUCAGUCAAAAUGGUCAAAAAACCCUUGAAUGGCCGAAUCCAGAAGAAAAACAAAAAGAAUCUUCAAAAAUAUCAAAUAAUAAUAACAUACCACAUAUGAUGAAUGAUCCUAUUGAUUUAGUAAUUCAAAAUAUUCCUCAUAUUUGGGGUAGAGAAGUAGAUCUUUGGGGAGAGGCGCAAUCAGGUUUAGAAGCCGUAUCAAAUCGCUCUGGUCCAACAGAUCCAAGAAAUUGGAAACCACAACGGGCUAAUGACUGCCGAUUAGAGAUAAUGAGUAUAGAGAAUAUGUCUAGUUAUUUAAAAAAAUUGGCCAAUAUUCGACAUCACGUGUCGAGGAUAGGUCAAUUUGAUAGUCCAUUUGAAAUUAAUUUUCAUCAACCUGAAUACCAUCUCAAAAAGACUGAUAAAUUAGAAGAAUCAUCUUCAGCUUGGUCUAAAACAAAGGCUUUUGUUAAAGAUAAAUCAAGACACAAGUAUGAGAAAAAAAACAUAAUGUGUAUCAUGUGUGAUGGCGAAUUCUACGAAAUGAAAGAUCCAAAAUCAAUCACUUUUAAUUGUUUUGCUCAAAUUUGGACUUUAGGAAGGAAUGAUGAAGAAAAUCAAGGAAGACUUGUAAAAGAUGAAUUAGAUGCAGAAGCUGAUAAAUAAAAGGUCCUUAUACUUCAAUGGGAACUACAAGAUGAAUAAAUGUGUAUAUUGUAUUUAUACUGAAGAUGAUUGCUACUUUAUUAAAAUAAACAUGCAAUACAAAGAGCUAGUAUAAAUUGAUUUACACGACUACAGCUAAAGCAUACCCAUAAUAGAUAUAUAUAAAGCUAAGAAUAAAUAUCCUGGAAAAAAAAAGAACCAUAUCAAUUUAAAAUGAUAAAGUAAUAAAAUUAUCUAUUAAAUUGUUAA
Cokeromyces recurvatus is the source of this 2106-nucleotide messenger RNA. RefSeq names its product ATP-NAD kinase-like domain-containing protein. Lineage: Eukaryota; Fungi; Mucoromycota; Mucoromycetes; Mucorales; Mucoraceae. The annotation marks the transcript as partial. The transcript has 3 exons. Gene Ontology annotation, molecular function: ATP-dependent diacylglycerol kinase activity. The record is from RefSeq and is a predicted model, not a curated record.